Patella vulgata (common limpet) is the source of this 2815-nucleotide messenger RNA. RefSeq names its product glycine receptor subunit alpha-2. Gene Ontology annotation, biological process: chloride transmembrane transport; nervous system process; signal transduction. Gene Ontology annotation, cellular component: membrane; synapse; neuron projection. The transcript is spliced from 8 exons. NCBI's taxonomy places the organism in Eukaryota, Metazoa, Mollusca, Gastropoda, Patellidae. The record is from RefSeq and is a predicted model, not a curated record. Gene Ontology annotation, molecular function: transmembrane signaling receptor activity; neurotransmitter receptor activity; chloride channel activity. Bases 120 to 1310 code for a protein of 396 amino acids.
CAUAGCAAGCAUGUAGGCUAUAGGGCUUAUACAUUCUCGUUCUAAUUUCAGGUGGAAUAAAGAUGAUAUAUGAUUGGUUUAUUUCCAUCUACUGGCAGUAUAGAUAAAUAUAUUCGAUAAUGGAUUUGAGAAAUUGUGUCCAUAUCCUGACACUCUACUCUGCAAUGUUGACUUUUAAUGUUAUGUCUAUAUAUGAAAGAGAGGUCUUGGAUAGGAUUUUUAAUUCCAGUAAUUACGAUGCCACAGUUGGACCAUAUGCCAUAACAGGAGAACCUACAGUAGUUGCUGUGGAUUUUGAUAUUAUUGCUCUUGGACCUGUAAAUGAUUUAUUAAUGGAAUACAGCACGAGUCUUUAUUUUCGGCAAGAAUGGUAUGAUCCAAGAUUAAAACACUCGGAAUCGGGAAUUAGAACCUCCCAUCGACACCUGUCUUACUUUUGGGUUCCUGAUUUAUUUUUUCCUAGAUCAAAGACAGAAACACGACACGAUGUCACAGAACCCAAUAUGUACAUCAAAAUACACCCUAACGGUAGUGUUAUAUAUAGUCAAAGAUUAUCAUUAACCGUUAGUUGCUUAAUGGAUCUUCGCAAAUUUCCAUUAGAUAAACAAACUUGUUCGCUGAGAAUAGAAAGUUACAGCUACACAACGGAAGAAGUGAGACUUGUUUGGUCAUCAGAACGAAAAUCCAGCACUAUUUUACCGUCAGCAAAUAUUCCAGAUUUUGAAUUAAAUGGCAUUUCAUCUCAUGACUGCACAAGUAAACUUCAAACAGGCGAAUAUCCAUGUCUGUAUGCUACAUUAGAAAUGGAAAGACAGAUUGGGUAUUAUUUAACGCAGACAUAUCUGCCAACUACUCUGAUUGUGGUGCUUUCUUGGGUAUCGUUUUGGAUCGACCCUGACGCCAUUCCUGCUCGGAUAUCAGUAGGUCUUCUGACAGUUCUCACCAUAACGACCCAGAGUUCCGGUGCACGUUCUCAACUACCCAGAGUUCCUUACACCAAGUCUGUUGAUGUCUGGAUGUCCGCGUGUUUAAUAUUUGUUUUUGCUGCAUAUAUCGAGUAUGCUUUUGUGACUGUAUUAUCAAGGAAGUUUCGAAAAUGUUCAAACCGAGCUAGUACUUCCAGCAGCAAGGAGUCAAUUUUGCCCAGACAAGAAUCAGUACAAAAUAUAAACGGAAGAAGGGAAAGAAAACCACCAUUGUUUACAGGACGGGAUAAUGGCCGCAUGGUGGAUAAGACAUCACGUUAUUUCUUUCCGGGAGCCUUUUUAGUUUUUAAUUUAUGCUAUUGGUUGUAUUACAUAGACUUGUAGGACGAUGAGACGAAGCAUGGUUUGUAUUAAUUAAAGAUGCAUUAUGUUAGAAAUGAAAUAUAAUGAAACGGGGUUUAACGUCAUACUAUUCUCCUCCGACUGGGGUAAUGAAGACGGUCAUACGCUAUGAGGGAAAUCAGCGCUACGACCCAUUCUUACAUUGAAUUCCAACUGCCAAGGGUUCUUUUACAUACACACCAAUGUGUACACAUGACCUCGAUUUUUCGUCCCAUUCGAACGACUAUAGGUUAUCUCUUGCCAGGUUCUCCAUCCUACGUCACUGACAAAGGGGAACGACGCCAGAAAAUCCCAAUGAACUUUGGAUUGACACAGGAUCACCAUUUAAUAAUUUAAUUUAAAAAUUGAUUAUCUCCCUUAUUAUCGUAACAAUGGUAGCAACGAAAAUCGAGAUACGCUAUUCUGAUGAAAACUUCCAACGUUGAUAACUUCGCAUUUUCAAUAUAUUCCUUUUUAAAACUAAUAUAGCGAGAACUGUCAACUCUUUAUCUAAAUCUUACAUAAUGCAUCUUUAAUGAGAAACACGAUUUUACAUUUUUUUAAAUUCUGAUCUACUUUACUGCGGCAACAUCAGAAAUUGGUGUCCGAUGUCAACUGAAUAUCGAAAAAUAUCCCCAUUACUUCCUUCAAACGACAAGAGCAUACUUGUCGAAACGGCGUGCUAUAUGUAUGACAUCCAGAAUUUGCAUUCCAUCUAAAUGUUUGUUGUGUUUUAGGUCACGAGUUUAGCUCAAAUAAUGGAACUGGGGUAGAUGCAGGGUCUUAUUUUAUAAGGGGGCAAUUAUAACUCCAGGGUCCAGAUUUACUUAUUAAAAUUUUUUUUUUAAUAAUUAUAAGAUUUAUUAUCAAUUUUUAUUUUAAAUCUAUGCGUGCAUGGGGGUGAGGCAUCAGAUGACUAUGUUACCAUUCAAUAAGGAAUGUGGCGUGGUUGGUUCUGAACACAUGAACAUGACCGAUGUCUAAUUUGUAGCCUUACAGAUGGUCUGUUUUUUUGAAAGCGUUAAAAUUCUACAGAUUAAUUUCCAAACUGAUAAGCAGUAAAUAUUCGCUUGGCCGCUAGAAAGAUCAAUACAAGGACAUAACGAAACAGCUUUACGUUAAAUUAUAGAAUGACGCGAUUGUUUUAACCCAUUUAAUAUCUCGGCCAUCCGAUGGCGUAGAUAUUUGGUUAUGGGCAUUUCUAUGUUGCCCCUCGAGGACAGAUUACACCCGCGCAUGCGCAAAUCUCUGUCUAAUUUUCGUUAAUUGAUUACCGCACUGAUAAUCCGCCUCGUUAUUAAAUGUUUCAUCUGUUCUGUAUAUAUAUUUAAAUAUUUCACUAAUCCAUUCUAUUUUUCGCUAAUCACCUUGUAAAUAUUUUAUUUUGUAUAUAUAUAACAUGUUUGCCACAGCCCUUUGAAAAAAUUGUACCCACGGGUACCGUACGCAAUACGCAUACACAUAUAUAAGGAUUUAUGUCACACAACCAGAAUUCAGGAACACGAACA